Molecule: messenger RNA, 1530 nt
Organism: Penicillium chermesinum
Lineage: Eukaryota; Fungi; Ascomycota; Eurotiomycetes; Eurotiales; Aspergillaceae
Gene: she9
Product: putative mitochondrion biogenesis protein (She9)
Exons: 2
Biological process (GO): inner mitochondrial membrane organization
Cellular component (GO): mitochondrial inner membrane
Source: RefSeq, a predicted model, not a curated record
GAUAAGCCGACCCAACCCGAUCCUCCGAACCCUGAAGUGCUCAGACCUGAACCUCACACAAGGCCUAUGGCCCCCUCAUUGGCCAUGCAGUCCAUGCCAUUGAUCCUCCGAACGCUACGACCGAGCUUCCCAUUCUCCCGCAUACCCAGGCCCGGCCUGCAGCUCCCCCCGACCCCCAUUCUCAAGCCGAUCCGAAGCUUUUCGGUAUGCCUACAAUGCCAAUUCCGUCCGCAACCGAGACUGCACAACACAGCCGACGAUAAGGAGAAGACGAAGUACCCAUUAGGAUCCGAAGCUGAGACUAGAAGCUCCGUAACUGGGUUCCCGCCGGAGCUUACGCCCCCGACGGAGAAGGAGAAGCAAUCUGAGGCAGAGGAUGAGAAGACCGAGCGGGAGCUUGUGGAGAAUCUUGAAGCGGAUCUCGAGAGAAGAAAAGAGUCUGCACAGUAUGCUACACCUGAGGCAAUAGCUGAUAUUGAGAACGCUGUGGGUGGUCUCAAGGACAAGGUUAAGCAGAGGGAAGAGGCGAAAGCUAGUGCUGGUUCGAACAGGACGCAGACCGGACGACUACCGUCCUUCCUGGAGGAAAGACGGUCGCGGAUAUCGAAACAAUUUACGGAGAUGAUGGAUAAUCUCCAGGGCAAUGUGUUUGUUGCGGGUCAGCGGCUAAACGAUUUGACUGGGUAUUCCAGCAUCGAGGCUUUGAAAAAUGAGAUCCAUGAACUAGAAAACGAACUGCGUGACGCGCGAUUGCAGGUUAAGAAAGCAAAAGAAGCAUAUCAAGCCGCAAUCAACAAUCGCUCGACGUCGCAGCGCGAGGUGAACGAGCUCCUCCAGCGCAAGCACGCCUGGUCCUCUUCAGACUUGGAGCGCUUUACGCUCCUGUACCGCAACGACCACGCCAACGAAGUUGCCGAGGCCGAAGCGCAAGAAGCGUUAUCGAACGCUGAACGUCAGUCUGAAGAAAAGGCAGCACAGCUGAGCAAGACCAUCCUUUCCCGGUACCAUGAGGAGCAGGUCUGGUCUGAUAAGAUCCGGCGCAUGAGUACCUGGGGUACCUGGGGCCUGAUGGGUGUCAACGUGCUACUUUUCCUCAUCUUUCAGGUUGCCGUGGAGCCAUGGCGCCGGCGCCGACUAGUCAAAGGAUUCGAAGACAAGGUAGUGGAGGCACUGGAGAAAGAGAAGGCUAUUACCGAGGCAUAUAUGCCUUCUAUGGUUUCUAAAGGGUCUCAAAGCGAGCCUGAGCCUGCUCCUGCUUUAGAUGCGCCCCUGACGAGUGAAUCCGCAUCUCAAACUACCGAGGUCUUUCCUGUGAAUGCCUCUUCAUCGCUUUCCUCCCGCCUCGCCUCUAUAUCUCUUUCACCCUUCUCUGCUGAAUACUGGCAGCAGGUUCUCCACGAGCUCUUCAGUGAGGACAAUGUUUAUCUUUCACAGCGGGAGCUCACCAUGGCUGCCAUACAGAGUGCAGCAGCUGGAGCAGCCGGGAUGGCCAUCGUGGCUCUCGCGAUAGCUCUUGGAAAGUCUCAGUAG